AUGAAAAAUAAUAUCUCACGUGCAACGAUAAAUGGAAACGUAACGACACGUGUUCCGACCGGGAUAUCGUAUGUAGACAGUAAUGCUACGAUAGAAAACACUAUCUUUUUGAAACCAGGCAAAUGGCGAAAGUCGAUGGCUAAAAAGAGCACCACGCUGAGGGGUAGUUCCAUCGUGGAAGGGCGUCGGAUGACCAUGCAACUAGCAGACUACCAGGCAUCGCAAACAUUGGUCGACGUAACAAACAAAACGAUUGCGGAUGAUGAUGGGCCCCAGUCGGAGAUGCACAACGUGUCUUUGCAGCAGUUCCAUACGCCAGUAGUUUCCAUGAAAACCGUAACCGAUCAGUGUUAUUUACGCUUGAAAAGUGCGAGAAACGAAGUAUUUCAACGCUGUGGGCAGCAGGAACCAAUAUCAUUCGAGCAAAUGGUCGACAAACUGCAGAUAACCAUAAAACGUAAGAUCGGGGAAGGAGUUUACGGUGAAGUAUUUCUCUGCAUCAAAGCAAAUGGCGAGCAGUGCGUGCUGAAGUUGAUUCCCAUCGAAGGCAGCAUGCUUAUCAAUGGCGAGAGGCAGAAAACGUUCGAAGAAAUACUAUCCGAGGUGAUAAUCACCGCGGAGCUGAGCAAUUUGCGUCAACGAAAUGUCCAGUUCAGCACGGACGGGUUCGUGGAGUUGCGCAAUGUAAGCUGCGUGAUGGGCCAGUACCCCAGCCAGUUGGUAGACCUAUGGCGGGAUUACAAUAAAAAGCAUGGUUCGGAAAACGACAGCCCAGAGGAGUUUUCGCAGGAUCAGCAGUACAUAGUAUUCGAGACAGCGUACGGCGGGACCGAUUUGGAUAGUUUUCGUUUUAAAAAUGCCAACGAAAUGUUUUCCAUAUUCACGCAAAUCGUACUGACCUUAGCUAUCGCUGAACAGCGUUACGAUUUCGAACAUCGUGAUCUGCACACCGGCAAUAUACUGAUCGAGAGAACGAAGGAGAAGCAGCGUAACUUCUAUCUUCUGGGUGAAGAAAUUGUAAUUCAAACGCACAAACUCAAGGCGACCAUAAUUGAUUACACCCUGUCACGUGUCGUGUACAACGGCCUGUGCCUGUUUAACGAUCUCUCCACUGAGGAAGAGCUUUUCACCGCGGAAGGCGACUACCAGUUUGAGAUCUAUCGCAGCAUGAAGACGGUACUGAAAAACGAAUGGAACGUAUAUUCGCCGAAAACGAAUGUGCACUGGUUGCACUAUUUGCUAGAUAAGCUAAUCUGCAACAGGAGCUCAGGGAAAGUAACGCAAGACCAUAAAGCUGUACUGCAAUCGAUGAAGGAUUUACGCGACGUGCUGCUAGAGUUUAACAGCGCACAUGAAAUUGUACAGAACUACAUUACAUCUCCUGCGGGUGAUGCGCACAAGGAGAACUCCAAACCGAUUCCACCGUCAUAG
Anopheles nili is the source of this 1431-nucleotide messenger RNA. RefSeq names its product serine/threonine-protein kinase haspin homolog (gene Haspin). NCBI's taxonomy places the organism in Eukaryota, Metazoa, Arthropoda, Insecta, Diptera, Culicidae. The transcript has a single exon. The record is from RefSeq and is a predicted model, not a curated record. The coding region runs from base 1 to 1431 and encodes 476 amino acids. Gene Ontology annotation, cellular component: nucleus; cytoplasm. Gene Ontology annotation, molecular function: histone H3T3 kinase activity; ATP binding. Gene Ontology annotation, biological process: protein phosphorylation; mitotic cell cycle; intracellular signal transduction.